UAGCUUCUGCAGAAUAUUUUGUUAAAUUUUUCUAUACUAAAACGGUUGUAAGAACAGUACCCGGAUGUAUCUUACCCAGCUACGUGACCAGAUGGUGAGUCAGAUGCGGUGAUUGGCCUCAUCUCCUCAGAGGUAUACGUCAAGUAGAACGUUAGGCCGAGGUCACUUCAGUUAUAACUACGGGAGCAGAGGUGGUAGGCCAUCUUAGGUCAAGCGCAGACGAAAAAAUGUCCGGGCAAUUGGUAGACGUGGCCUUAGGCUUCAAUUUGCCCGUGAGCCUAUCGGACAUAGGGAGCGGGACCUUGAGUGUCAACCCAGUGGCCGGGUUCAUAGUAUCCCUUUUAGCCUUCUUGGUCUUCGUGGCGGUGGUGGGUGUGCCGAUAUCAACCCUCUUCGGCGCUAAACUAUUCUCUGGUUUGGAUUCCUUCUCGAGACAAAGGUCUCUGACGAACGAAUUCGACGUAUCAUCGGUGAUACAGACGAUAACGGGAAACCGAGCGCUCGAAGACUUCUUGAACGAGCCCCUGGACGCUUUCGUAGAGCGCAUGUUUGGUUCUCCAGACGGUGCGAGAUCUCUUACGACCGUUGAAGACGUUUUCCUUGCGGCGAGUGAUAUCCUGUUACCCUUGAUAUCUACUCUUGAUUAUGACAACACUUUCCUGGCUAUUCCGAUUCCAGGAAACGACUGCCGUCAGAAGUUAAUGUGCCACGUUCACUCACUGAUUUCAAAGCUACCCGAUCCUCUGCAGCAGGCCUAUGACUUCAUUGGGCCAGCGAUGCAGAAUUACGACACGUACUCCGAAGCCAUCAUCACGGGGCUCUCCGGAGGCGACUGCGAUGCUCCGUACCGCGGAUGUCCUUACUCCCUUUCCCAGCUGGCGUCCUUCGUGCCCUUCCUCAAGGGGAAGUCGCAGUACCUAGGUUCUAGUGAGCUUUAAAUGUUAUUGGUAAUUGAUUGUUCUAUUUAACUGACUUGUUGUGUGCGGUUAAUUAUUUGCUAUAAGGUUAGGAGCGUUGCUGAUCUAUUUUUUUUGAUAAGGAAUUUUUGUAAUGUCUGUGUAAUGGUUUGUUAUAAGGCUUGGAAUAUUUCUGAUCCCUUGUUCAUGAAAAAUGAGGUAGUUUUUGCUCAUUUUGUUCUGCGUAAUGCCUUGUUAAAAGGAUGGAAACGUUGCUGAUCUCUUGUUCGUGAUAAAUAAAGUAGUAGUUUUUGUUCCUUUUUCGGUGUCGUGUAUGGUUAUAAGGCUUGGAAUGUUACUGAUCUUUUACUUAUGAUAUGUAAACUAAAAAAUUUUCUUGUUAAUGUGUUCUUUCUAUUUUUUGUAAUCAAAAGUAAGUUUCUGAUGUGUCAUGAUUAAAUUUUUUUUGCUGUAUUUAAUUGCUCUCGUGUUUAUUGCAUCCAUUUCUGAACUCGAAAUAAAAUACUGGAAACCUGAUGAUUUUGUAAUUAGCAAUGUCACUGGUGGCACCUGAUUGCAAAGAUCACCCGAGGGAAAUAUCAGAUAGGCGGUUUUCUCUUUAUUAAGCAAAACGCUUUCGAAUGAGUGGUUUAGGGAGACAAUAAGAUAAUUGUACGUCUUCCUUUCUCUCUCUAAGGAUGUGUGUAAAUGUAUAAAUCGCGGUUGUUUACAACUAUCCGUUUCCUUUAAAUAAAAUUUGUAUUGUAUAACAGCGCUG
Macrobrachium nipponense is the source of this 1674-nucleotide messenger RNA. RefSeq lists its product as uncharacterized. The coding region runs from base 228 to 938 and encodes 236 amino acids. NCBI's taxonomy places the organism in Eukaryota, Metazoa, Arthropoda, Malacostraca, Decapoda, Palaemonidae. The record is from RefSeq and is a predicted model, not a curated record. The transcript is spliced from 7 exons.